Messenger RNA from Choloepus didactylus (southern two-toed sloth), 7514 nucleotides. RefSeq names its product DNA ligase 3 (gene LIG3). The coding region runs from base 972 to 4109 and encodes 1045 amino acids. Gene Ontology annotation, cellular component: DNA ligase III-XRCC1 complex. The record is from RefSeq and is a predicted model, not a curated record. Gene Ontology annotation, biological process: double-strand break repair via alternative nonhomologous end joining; DNA biosynthetic process; mitochondrial DNA repair. Lineage: Eukaryota; Metazoa; Chordata; Mammalia; Pilosa; Megalonychidae. The transcript is spliced from 20 exons. Gene Ontology annotation, molecular function: ATP binding; zinc ion binding; DNA ligase (ATP) activity.
CGGAGCCCCGGGGCACACCCUCCGUGACGUGGCAGCCCCCCGGGAGUCCGCCUGGGAAGUUCACGGCUCCCUGGGACGCCUCCAGGCUUCUUAGGUCCCAACCCCGCCUGCACACUCCCCGCGACGAAGUUGCUGCGCCUCGCUAGGAGUUUGGGAGCCUUUCUCGCUCCCUGCCAGCGUCUCCUAGCCGGGUUGAAGAGUGCCCCCUUCCCCAGCCCCACCGGCUGUGCUCGCGGGUUCCACCGGCCCCGCUUCCACGCCUCCUCCCUUCUGCGGGGUCGGGUCGCCGCUCCCGGGCCAGUAGUCCCUGCCCACUCCGCGAAAGCGUGGUGGAGGCCCUUCAGGAAAAGCAGCUGCAGGGGUUUCACUUCCCAUCCCGCAGCAGCUCACCGGCCCGUGGCAGUCUGUGCUGCCUUCAGGCCUCGGCGAGUUCCUGCUAGGGUUCCUUUGAUGAAAUGCUGAGCAGCGGCCGUUGGGAGCUCUGGGACAGACGGGUACCCUCCAAGAGGCUUUGUGCCUCCUCGUGGCCCAGCGCCCCCAGAGCCUCCUGUCAGGCUGAGGCUAGGGUGCUGCGAUGUGAAGUCUGUUUGUUUAAUUAUUCACGGGGGCGUAGGGUGGGGAGUGACAUAAUUAGACCUAUCUUCUAAGGAAGAUUUCAGUUCUGAGCUCCUCUUAUGGUCCUGCGAUACUUACACAUACAUCACUUCUGUAGUUCUUAAACUUCUGAGAGUUACGGAGCUCUUUGUGAAUCUCAUAUGAACCUUCAGUCCAAAAAAAAGAUGCACGUUUUGUAUACAUUUUCAGGGAGUUUGGACCCAGCGACUCCCCGUUCCCCCCCCGCCCCCAGUCUCCAGCCCACCGGUGGGCUUAUUUUAAUUUUCAUAACCACCCUGUGAGGUAUUAUUUCCCCUAUUUAAGAAAUAAGGAAACAGACUCAGAGAAGUUAAGGGUUUUCUCAAAGGUGACAUAGCAUGUAUGCUGUAGAAUCUGACUUGAGCUGCCAAGACUCCCUAAGUUCAGAGACCCUGCGUUUUCCCCUGCACCAUGUUGCACUACGCUGUAUGACUUUAGCUUUCAAGAUCCUCCUCCCACAAACCCUCCGUGCAUUCAGCCGAAAAGAACUGUGCCUGUUCCAAGAACGACAUCGUUGGCCUGACAUCAGACUAUUUAGCCAGUGGUCAGAAACGGAUCUGCUUCAUGGGUGCUGCCUUCUGAGAAAAAAGCCCAUUCUGUCCUUCCAGGGAGGCAGUCUAAGAUCACGUGCCACCUGCCUUGUUUACUUGCCAGGGUUGCAUGUGGGACUCUGCAGUGGCCCCAGUGAGAUGGCCGAGCAACGAUUCUGUGUGGAUUACGCCAAGCGUGGCACAGCUGGCUGCAAAAAAUGCAAAGAAAAGAUCGUGAAGGGCAUAUGCCGGAUUGGCAAAGUGGUGCCCAACCCCUUCUCAGAGUCUGGGGGUGAUAUGAAAGAAUGGUACCACAUUAAAUGCAUGUUUGAGAAACUGGAGCGGGCCCGGGCCACCACCAAAAAAAUUGAGGAUCUCACAGAGCUGGAAGGCUGGGAAGAGCUGGAAGAUAAUGAGAAGGAACAGAUAACACAGCACAUUGCAGAUCUGUCUUCUAAGGCUGCAAGCACACCGAAGAAGAAAGCCGUUGUCCAGGCUAAGUUGACAGCCACUGGCCAAGUGACAUCUCCAUCAAAAGGCUCCUCAUUUGUCACCAAUAACAAUCCCCGGAAGUUUUCUGGCUUUGCAGCAGCCAAGCCCAACAACCUUGAUGAACCUCCCUCAAGCCCUACUCCUAAGACUAGCCUGUCCUCAAGCAGAUGUGACCCCAAGCACAAGGAUUGCCUUCUCCGGGAGUUUCGGAAGUUGUGCGCCACGGUAGCUGAAAAUCCUAGCUACAACACGAAGACCCAGAUCAUCCAGGACUUUCUGCAGAAAGGUUCUGCAGGAGAUGGUUUCCACGGUGACGUGUACCUAACAGUGAAACUGCUGCUACCUGGUGUCAUUAAGAGUGUUUACAACCUGAAUGAUAAGCAGAUUGUGAAGCUUUUCAGCCGCAUUUUUAACAGCAAUCCAGAUGACAUGGCACGAGACCUAGAGCAGGGUGAUGUUUCAGAGACAAUCAGAGUCUUCUUUGAGCAGAGCAAGUCUUUUCCCCCAGCUGCCAAGAGCCUCCUUACCAUCCAGGAGGUAGAUGAAUUUCUCCUGCAGCUUUCCAAGCUCACCAAGGAGGAUGAGCAGCAACAAGCUCUGCAGGACAUUGCCUCCAGGUGCACAGCCAAUGAUCUUAAGUGCAUCAUCAGGUUGAUCAAACAUGAUCUGAAGAUGAACUCAGGUGCCAAACAUGUGUUAGAUGCCCUCCACCCCAAUGCCUAUGAAGCCUUCAAAGCCUCACGCAACCUACGGGACGUGGUGGAGCGGGUCCUUCGCAAUGAGCAGGAAGUAGAGAAGGAGCCAGGCCGGAGACGAACUCUGAGUGUCCAGGCCUCACUGAUGACCCCCGUGCAGCCCAUGCUGGCUGAGGCCUGCAAGUCCAUCGAGUAUGCAAUGAAGAAAUGUCCCAAUGGCAUGUUCUCUGAGAUCAAGUAUGAUGGGGAGCGAGUCCAGGUACACAAGAACGGGGGCCACUUCAGCUACUUCAGCCGCAGUCUCAAGCCUGUCCUGCCUCACAAGGUGGCCCACUUUAAGGACUAUAUCCCCCAGGCUUUCCCUGGAGGCCACAGCAUGAUCUUGGACUCUGAGGUGCUCCUGAUUGACAACAAGACAGGCAAACCACUCCCCUUUGGAACUCUGGGAGUGCACAAGAAAGGUGCCUUCCAAGAUGCUAAUGUCUGCCUGUUUGUUUUUGAUUGUAUCUACUUCAAUGAUGUCAGCUUAAUGGACAGGCCUCUGCAUGAGCGGCGGAAGUUUCUUCAUGACAACAUGGUUGAAAUUCCCAACCGGAUCAUGUUCUCAGAAAUGAAGCAAGUCACGAAAGCUUCAGACUUGGCCGACAUGAUAAACCGGGUGAUCCGAGAGGGGCUGGAAGGGCUGGUGCUGAAGGACGUGAAGGGUACAUAUGAGCCUGGGAAGCGGCAUUGGCUGAAAGUGAAGAAGGACUAUUUGAACGAGGGGACCAUGGCUGACACAGCUGACCUGGUGGUCCUUGGGGCCUUCUUUGGGCAUGGGAGCAAAGGUGGCAUGAUGUCGAUCUUCCUCAUGGGCUGCUAUGACCCUGGCAGCCAGAAGUGGUGCACAGUCACCAAGUGUGCAGGAGGCCACGAUGACGCAACGCUCGCCCGCCUGCAGAAGGAACUCGACAUGAUAAAGAUCAGCAAGGACCCUAGUAAGAUACCCAGCUGGCUGAGAAUCAACAAGAUCUACUAUCCUGACUUCAUCGUCCCAGACCCAAAGAAAGCUGCCGUGUGGGAAAUCACAGGGGCUGAAUUCUCCAAAUCUGAGGCUCACACAGCCGAUGGGAUCUCCAUCCGAUUCCCUCGCUGCACCCGAAUCCGCGAUGAUAAGGACUGGAAAUCUGCCACUAACCUCCCCCAACUCAAGGAACUGUACCAGUUGUCCAAGGAGAGGGCAGACUUCACUGUUAUGGCCGGAGAUGAAGGGAGCUCCACUACAGGGGGCAGCAGUGGAGAGAACGAGGGAACCUCAGGGCCUGCCGUGUCCUGCAAGGCCCCCAGAGCCUCCCCCAACAAGCCUUCUGCCAGUACCAAGAAGGCAGAAGGGAAACUGAGUAGCCUCAACAGCAAAGGAGAUAAGGGAAAUAAGCUGACUGCAAAGUCUUCUUCUGUGAACGUGGGAGAGAAGCGGACCAUGAAGUCUUCUGUGAAAGUAGGAGAGAAGAGGAAAGCUCCUGAUGAGCCCCCGUGCCAGACAAAGGUGCUGCUGGACAUCUUCACUGGGGUACGGCUCUACCUGCCACCCUCCACACCAGACUUCAGCCGUCUCAGACGCUACUUUGUGGCAUUCGAUGGGGACCUGGUACAGGAAUUUGACGUGGCCUCAGCCACACAUGUGCUGGGCAGUGGGGACAAGAACUCUGAGGCCCAGCAGGUCUCCUCAGACUGGAUUUGGGCGUGUAUCCAGAAACGGAGACUGGUAGCUCCCUGCUAGGACAGCUGUCUUCCCUUGGGCAAUACUCUCCCCUAUUCUACUACCAGUCUGGGCUUAGGCUGGAGCCGGGUAGACAGAGGAGCAGAACAGGGUGGGAAUGGGCUUCUUUUCCAAGCAAUGCAUCUUCUAAAACCCACCAUUAAUGGUCUCUUCUGGACCAGGAAUUAGUUGCUAUGGGUACCACAAAUGAAAUCAGUUUCUCUUCCUGGUCUUUUUGUUUUCUUUAAAGAGAAGCUCAGUUAUUUUCUUUAAUAAAUAAAAUAUCUUGCAGUUCUCUCUGUCCUUUCCCAAUCUGCACCCUUUUAAAUUUCCCUGGUGAUUAAAGGAGUGAAGGCUGGGUUAUUGAAGCUCUGCUCACAAAGCCAACCUGGCAUAAGUUUUAUUUAAAAGACUACUUUCAGAAAUGCAUUUUAUGUUUGGCAAAACUUGUAUUCAUCCUGGUCCCUUUUGCCAGGAAUGAAGCCUCGUUUGAAAGAAAACAAAAUGAACUUUCAUGACUUGAUUCUCUGUGCUCCCCAAUUACAGUGUGUGGGUCUCUGGCUUGCAGGAGGGUAGCAAGGAGGACCAGGAUUAGGUUGGAAAAUGGGGCCUUUAAGAAGGGAGGAUUUGGGGGCUCUGGGGGUGAUACAAAGCUCUGGGAGGAUCUGUCUUCCAAAUCUGGAAAUGAGACCACUCUUUAUAAUUAAAAAUCCAUACCAAGCUAUGUAGAACAAAUGUACACAACCUGCUUACAAAGAAUGGCUCCCAUGCCACAUAAGGCUGCGUCAUUUGAAGAAUAAAAGGAAGACAAUUUAGAGUAAACAAGUACUAUUCAAUAGAAUUUUGUGACAAUGAAAAGAUCUAUAAAUCUGUACUAUUCAAUGAUAGCCACUAGCCACAUAUAGCUGUUGAGUACUUGAAAUGGGGCUAGUACAGCUAAGAAAUUAAAUUUUUAAUUUUAAUUCAAAUUUAAAUAGUCCUGUGUAGCUAGUGAUGGCCAUAUUGGACAGCACAGGUUCAAAUCCCAGCCCCGAAGCUGAAUAGCUCUGUGAUUUUAGGCAAACGACUAAACAUGUUGAGCCUCCAUUUCUCCAAAUAGAAAGGGGAUAGGAAUUGUACCUGUAUCAUAGAGUCACUCUAAAGAGUAAAUGAACUCAUAUCUAAAGCACUAAGCACAGAGCCUGUCUGGCACAUAAAGGAAAAAAAACAACAGUGGCGUGUCCAGACCCUACCCAGGAGAUGGGCCUUGGCCUGUCAUUUCAGAAGGCUAUGUCAGACCACUUCCACAACUAAGCAUCUGCCUCUGAUAGCACUGUUCAGAGACCAGGCUGCGUUAGGUCACCCUGUGGUGACAGCCGGGCUUCCAUGUCCUAGUCCUGCUGACCCUUGCGGAUCAGUUCCUUUUCCUAAUUAUGUACACAUUAGCAGGCUUUUUGUCCAUCUCCCGUGUGGUGGGUUACUGUGACUUAACCUCUGAGACAUGCAUGAGUAUCUGGGACCCCAAGAUUGAAGACCACCACCUCCCCCCACUGGUGUAUUGAACCAAGGUACUACUCUGCUGUAAGGCUGCUUGCCAGUCAGCUGGGAGACUAGCAUUAAUCUGAUUGACCUUGGCUUCCACCUACUGUUGAAAUGUGUUUGAGGGGUAGAGGGAAGAGGUAGGAGGGGAGGGUAUUGCCCUGACUAGAGUCCAGGACAUUUGGGGUUUUUCAGUAGGCCCUAUUCGGUCUGGCUUCAACGAUGAAAAUAAAGACAUUCUUUUUAUUUCAUUCUCUGUGGAGACAAAAGCUGUUCCUCCCUUGAGCACUGACCUACAUAGAUUUCCAUCCCUCCAAGGCUCCUCAGGUCAACUGGACAGGGUAGCAGAACAAGCUUCUCCUCUUGGGAUCCUGCUGACAAGACACUGGCACUGCCCUCUGGCCCGGCUGAUGGAGACCCAGCCCCACCUGCCCUUACUGGUCGCUCCCACUCAAGGUGCCCCCUCACAGCAAAGGGGCUCUGCCAGCUGCAGGUGAUCAUUUCAGUAAUGAGCUCAGCCCCUUGGCCCUUCCCGUUUUAUUGUGCGCUAUCUGAAAUGGACUGUUAGUAAUAUAUUUGUGUAUUUCCCUCCAGUGUUUCUGAUGUUUUUCCUUCUGAGAUUAUAUUGUAUGUUCAAUUUUGUAUCCUUUCAUAAAUUUCCAUGUGACCCUAAGCAACAUCAUCAUAAAUCUACCCAGCAGUGUUAGAGACCUCCCCUCUUUUGAGCCUUUAGGUUCUGCUGGAUAGCAGCAGGCAGAGGCAUAACUGGGUGCUGGCAAGUCAACCCUCAGAGCAGCAAGGACAAAGCGCAGUGGCUCAGCCUCUUCUCUCCUCAGGCACAGGGCAGAUGUGCACAUAAUCUUGUUCUUUCAAGGGCUGUAUACUCAGGAGUCUCCUCCCCUCCCCUUGGGUACCUGAUCAGGGAGGUGUGUACAGGCCUGUGCACACAGCAGUCUGCCUGCGAGGUCGGGCCAACCUUCUGAGCCACAGCCACACUCCAACAAACUUACCUUAGCUGUAUGCAGAAGCUACCAUGUCUGCCAUUGUAACCUGAGGACCUGACUGGGCUCACUAGCUGGCCUCAGAUUCUUUUCCACCCAGAUCUUUAAGGCUCAUCUCUGCCGAAUCACUUGAUGCUUCCUAUCUAGUCUUGGGAUUCUUCCUUUUCCUACCCAGCUCCCAUCCUAUUCUGGGCUGUUCUGUGGCCUCUCCCACAUACUAACUCUGAGAUCUUGGGCAAGUCACAACACUAAGUUUCAGUUUCCUCAACCGUAGAACAGGAAUAUCUUGACAAGGCCCGAGCAUCUCCAAAAAUAAUGCAGUCCCCCAAGCAUGCCUAUGUGCACGUGGCCUGGGGUGAGCCUGUAGUCUAUCACUUCUUUUGUCAAUCUUAACUCAGACCUCUGGCAUCCUCACACCAGAUUGGACAGGCAUCUAUAAUGAAACUUUAUUACAAAAUUAUAAAGCAAAGUUCUGUAACAAAAAUACACACGUGGGCUUUCUUUAACACCCAAGUAAGUCUGAGAAUCAAUAUAAGCCACUUGAAGUAACACAUUCACAUCCAAGAGAUUUCAACAAAUUUAAACUAUAUAUAUUGAGCACUAAUUCCUGUACAGUUUAUUCUCAUUAGUUUGGAUCCAAUUAUUCCAAUGUAUUAUGAACCAGUCAGCUUCCCCCAAUCUUUUAAAAAUAAGCCUCAACUGAUCUCACAGCAAUCAUAGCAAAAGCCAAGGAAUCAUUGGAAGAAUUAGAUGUUUCCAUGAUAAUUAAGACCAAGGACCCAUAAGGGGCAGGAGGGGAGGACUCAAGGAUAAAAUCAGGUUUUCGACCUGGGUGAGAUACUGGCUAGAAUAGAAUUUUGGAGCUCCCAAUUUUGAUUUGGUGUUACAAUAAAGAAGGUACAAAAUA